AUGACCGAUGACGGCUCGGACGGCGAGUCCGCCCGUAAUUCGCCUUCCACCCGCAAGCAGAAGCAGUGUAAUGCGGAUGUGCUCGAGGAAACAAACAGUACAUGUAUUGACGUGACGACAGCCGCUAAGGCAACCCGGCCGCUGUCGGCGGCUGAACAGGUACAAACGGUCCACGGAGGGGACGCAGUAACGAUUGUCGCGGAGACGGAAGAGGCGCACUCCGAAGCACAAGAGGUGACGGAGCGGAACCCAACUUUAGAAUUUACAGACCCACAAACCGCCGACUCAGUCAGUGCUCUGGAGCUAGUGACGGAAGAACAAGGAAAUGGCACUCGUAAAAAGGACGCUGUUGAGGCAGCUUCGGUCACAACGGUGGUAAAGAUAGACAAUCCGAAUGACGGCGCGUUGAACCAAGAUGUCCGAAGACGCCGACUCAAAACGCAACCUAAUCUCAAAGCUUCCCGUAACCAAAGCAAACAACAACCAGCACAAGAGGAAGCGACGGCCAAGAACGUCUUGUAUGAAAUCAUCACGGAAAGACCUAAGGAGGUACCUUCAAGUGACAUUAGUGAUGCAAAGCCCCUCGUGCCCGCCAUAACUACUACGGAGUUCCCUCCCCUGAGCGUCGUUACAUCACACCCUUCUGUUCCCGAUUGCGAUCUCCAGAAUAAGAAGCGACCGUUGGAAACGACCGAUGACGGCUCGGACGGCGAGUCCGCCCGUAAUUCGCCUUCCACCCGCAAGCAGAAGCAGUGUAAUGCGGAUGUGCUCGAGGAAACAAACAGUACAUGUAUUGACGUGACGACAGCCGCUAAGGCAACCCGGCCGCUGUCGGCGGCUGAACAGGUACAAACGGUCCACGGAGGGGACGCAGUAACGAUUGUCGCGGAGACGGAAGAGGCGCACUCCGAAGCACAAGAGGUGACGGAGCGGAACCCAACUUUAGAAUUUACAGACCCACAAACCGCCGACUCAGUCAGUGCUCUGGAGCUAGUGACGGAAGAACAAGGAAAUGGCACUCGUAAAAAGGACGCUGUUGAGGCAGCUUCGGUCACAACGGUGGUAAAGAUAGACAAUCCGAAUGACGGCGCGUUGAACCAAGAUGUCCGAAGACGCCGACUCAAAACGCAACCUAAUCUCAAAGCUUCCCGUAACCAAAGCAAACAACAACCAGCACAAGAGGAAGCGACGGCCAAGAACGUCUUGUAUGAAAUCAUCACGGAAAGACCUAAGGAGGUACCUUCAAGUGACAUUAGUGAUGCAAAGCCCCUCGUGCCCGCCAUAACUACUACGGAGUUCCCUCCCCUGAGCGUCGUUACAUCACACCCUUCUGUUCCCGAUUGCGAUCUCCAGAAUAAGAAGCGACCGUUGGAAACGACCGAUGACGGCUCGGACGGCGAGUCCGCCCGUAAUUCGCCUUCCACCCGCAAGCAGAAGCAGUGUAAUGCGGAUGUGCUCGAGGAAACAAACAGUACAUGUAUUGACGUGACGACAGCCGCUGAGGCAACCCGGCCGCUGUCGGCGGCUGAACAGGUACAAACGGUCCACGGAGGGGACGCAGUAACGAUUGUCGCGGAGACGGAAGAGGCGCACUCCGAAGCACAAGAGGUGACGGAGCGGAACCCAACUCAAGAACUUACAGACCCACAAACCGCCGACUCAGUCAGUGCUCUGGAGCUAGUGACGGAAGAACAAGGAAAUGGCACUCGUAAAAAGGACGCUGUUGAGGCAGCUUCGGUCACAACGGUGGUAAAGAUAGACAAUCCGAAUGACGGCGCGUUGAACCAAGAUGUCCGAAGACGCCGACUCAAACCGCUACCUACUCUCAAAGCUUCCCGUAACCAAAGCAAACAACAACCAGCACAAGAGGAAGCGACGGCCAAGAACGUCUUGUAUGAAAUCAUCACGGAAAGACCUAAGGAGGUACCUUCAAGUGACAUUAGUGAUGCAAAGCCCCUCGGUAAAACUAAAACCCGAGAUGUUCGGAAUCCUGCACCAAAAUGA
Schistocerca gregaria is the source of this 2004-nucleotide messenger RNA. RefSeq lists its product as uncharacterized. The coding region runs from base 1 to 2004 and encodes 667 amino acids. The transcript is spliced from 3 exons. Lineage: Eukaryota; Metazoa; Arthropoda; Insecta; Orthoptera; Acrididae. The record is from RefSeq and is a predicted model, not a curated record.